This is a messenger RNA of Cylicocyclus nassatus, 429 nucleotides long. The record is from the annotation of a GenBank genome assembly. Lineage: Eukaryota; Metazoa; Nematoda; Chromadorea; Rhabditida; Strongylidae.
AUGGAAACAUUUGCUUUGAUGGUUUUUCCCUACAAUGAGAUGUGCGUCAGCCCACGUACUGGUACUCAACUGGACUACUUCAUCUUUCCAAUGAUGGUGGGACGUCUCCUCAGCUCUGCUCUAGCUACAUUGAUGCCAUCUAUAGGCGCAGAUCAAAUUAUCAUUGUUGUUCUACUUUCAAUGCACCACUUAAUGUGUUAUUUCCCCUUCUUGGUAAUCGCUUCGGAAGGCGGCCAGUGUCGCAUUUUAUCUCCAGUACCGGUUUGCUGCCGUUGGAUUAAUGCUAGUUGCGUUCAACAAAGUAGCUAUGGGAAAACAUUAUAUCGGUUGCUUGGAACAACCAGUGACGAUCGCGUGCCCAUAGACGAAACCGACUCGAGCGGUAACGUCGUUGUGGCUUCGCAUUUCGAUGAAGACGACAGCCAGUAG